AUGGUGUACCCCGAAGCGUCCCGCUGGGGCGCGCCCGAUACUAUCGCACCACUCUACGACGACGUCUACAGAGCGGAUGGCGUGCUGUCGACUGUCAACGUGGUCGAAGCCCUGCAGGAGUUCUGGCAGAUGAAGGCGUCCAGAAAUGGCAACACAGCUAGUGGUGGGAGCAGUGCGCUAGUCAUCUAUGAGUCGGUCCCAGCUGCACAUCCGCCCUAUGUUUGCUACGUAACUCUGCCAGGGGGCGCCUGUUUUGGCAGUUUUCAGAAUUGUCCGACGAAGGCAGAAGCGCGUCGGAGUGCAGCGAAAAUUGCUCUGAUGAAUAGCGUCUUCAAUGAGCACGAGUCCAGAAGGAUAUCUGAGCACUUCAUAGAGAAGGCAGUGGCUGAAGCAAGAGCUUCCUUCGCGGGGGAUGCAGCUUCUCAUCACCAGGAUUCCAGCGCUGGAAUCGCUGCAUUUAGAUUUAUGCUGGAAGCGAACAAGGGUCGCACGAUGCUGGAAUUCCAAGAACUGAUGACGGUGUUCCAGCUGCUGCACUGGAACGGGUCCCUCCGCGCCAUGAGGGAACGGCAAUGCUCGAGGCAAGAGGUGGUCGCGCAUUAUUCUGCGCGUGCGCUGGACGACGCUAUGCGCGAGCAAAUGGCAAGGGAAUGGGCGUCCAGGGAACGAGAGGCCCAGGCUGGGGGGGGAGUGAUCCGCAACGAGCUAGCCAGGGCGGAGAGGGAGCUCCGUGCAGCCAGGGUAGCCGCGAGAGAGCUCAGGUUCCCAAAGGAGAAACGCGACAUUCUUUUACUGGCGGCACGCCUCGCUCCUACUAGCACUAGUGAUCUCAACGCGCGAAACUAA
Leptosia nina is the source of this 846-nucleotide messenger RNA. The record is from the annotation of a GenBank genome assembly. NCBI's taxonomy places the organism in Eukaryota, Metazoa, Arthropoda, Insecta, Lepidoptera, Pieridae.